Molecule: messenger RNA, 924 nt
Organism: Zeugodacus cucurbitae (melon fly)
Lineage: Eukaryota; Metazoa; Arthropoda; Insecta; Diptera; Tephritidae
Product: jerky protein homolog-like
Exons: 2
Coding region: 1-924 (307 amino acids)
Cellular component (GO): nucleus
Molecular function (GO): DNA binding
Source: RefSeq, a predicted model, not a curated record
AUGCAGCUUUAUAACACAGAUGAAUCUGGAUUAUUUCAUCGUUUCCUGCCCGAUAAAACAUUUGUCGCGGCAAACGAAAAGACGGCACCUGGCCGAGAAAUAGCAAAGGAUGGAAUCACAUUUAUGUUGUGUGUGAACGCAGAUGUUCGCAAAUUUUCUGCUGAAAAUAAUUUACCACCAAGGGCAUUAUUGCUGAUUGACAACUGUACUGCACAUAAACCAAUUGACAAGUCAGAUGAUGGAAACAUUGCGGCAAUGCUUUUACCACCUAACGUGACAGCUGUUUUGCAGCCCAUGGAUCAAAAUCCCAUAAGACUGGUCAAGUUAGAAUACCGGACUAAACUGUUAUGGAACAUUGUAGCACAAGAAAACAUUUCGAUUGAGAAUAUUUUGAAAGGACAUUCAAUUCGUGAUGCCAUCUUGCUGCUUAAAUUAGCUUGGGAUGAAUUGCCAAGAGCUGUGCUUAUAAAAGCUUGGAAAAAUAUAAAACAGUGGGGCGAUGAUCAAUACGACAGCGAAGACGAAAUUCCAUUGCUUACAUUGAUUAGAUCAAAUAGUUCUCACGAUGAUACACUUCGAGAGGUACAAUCGUUAUGGGCCAAGGUGGGUGGUAGUGACGUCAGCAGUGAAGACAUCGAAAAUUGGAACGACGAUCAAAAUACGGAAGAUGAUGAAGAUUUCGAAGAGUCUGACAAUGAAGAUGAAGAACCAGUUGUCGAGGAAGAUAUGCAACAACAGAAAGACAGUUUUUCCGAAGCAGUUGAAUGCAUCAAUACCUUGAUAAAGUGGUAUGAAAACAAUAAUGAUGCAAAUCAGAUAUCACAUCUUAUUAGUAUGCGUACGAAAAUUGUCAGGAGCUUUUACACAAAAGAAAAGAAACAAACAAGUCUCGACCGCUUCUUUAAACCAGCCCUUACAAAUUAA